AGUGCAUUAUAUAAAGACUUUGUACCGGAAGUACAAGCCCUUUUUCUAUCCUUUUUGCUUGUCUGGCGUUCAGUCCACUGACAAGGCAUCAUGCCUCGCAAGAUUGAAGAAAUCAAAGAUUUCCUGCUGACUGCCAGGAGGAAGGAUGCCAAGUCCGUGAAGAUCAAGAAGAACAAGGACAAUGUGAAGUUCAAGGUGCGCUGCAGCAGGUACCUGUACACGCUGGUCAUCACAGACAAGGAGAAGGCGGAGAAGCUCAAGCAGUCGCUUCCUCCAGGUCUGGCUGUGAAGGAGCUGAAGUAAAUGAUGUAAUAAAGAUGGAAAACAUGUA
Dunckerocampus dactyliophorus (ringed pipefish) is the source of this 331-nucleotide messenger RNA. It is a transcript of the gene rpl38, whose product is annotated as ribosomal protein L38. Gene Ontology annotation, biological process: translation; protein-RNA complex assembly. Lineage: Eukaryota; Metazoa; Chordata; Actinopteri; Syngnathiformes; Syngnathidae. Bases 91 to 303 code for a protein of 70 amino acids. The transcript is spliced from 5 exons. The record is from RefSeq and is a predicted model, not a curated record. Gene Ontology annotation, cellular component: cytosolic large ribosomal subunit; ribosome. Gene Ontology annotation, molecular function: structural constituent of ribosome.